This is a messenger RNA of Ictalurus furcatus (blue catfish), 1283 nucleotides long. Its product is annotated as transmembrane protein 127. The coding region runs from base 483 to 1139 and encodes 218 amino acids. The record is from RefSeq and is a predicted model, not a curated record. The transcript has 4 exons. Lineage: Eukaryota; Metazoa; Chordata; Actinopteri; Siluriformes; Ictaluridae.
ACGGUUGUUGUUUCUCAGGUCGGCCACACGGGGUCGCUGUUAUCUUUAAAUCCCUGUAUAUAAAGUCAUCUUACGCAACGAGGUUAAACUCCAAACGCCUGCUUACUCGCUAUACAAACCCACUACCCAGGGAUAGACAAUACAACCUAUGUAGUGCACUUACUAUCCCAGAGAGUGUGAUUGAGGAUUGAGCCUCAUCGUGUCGCCAGAAAGGACUCCAGUUUUGUUUCGCUUCUGCUCGAGAAGUUAAACAAAAAAAAACGGGUUUAUUUAUUUUAUUUCAUUAUUAUUUUAAUUUUUAAAUGUAUUUUUAUUCCAGUGUUUGUGCUUUGCGUUAUGUCCUAUGCCUCGGGCUACAUCCGGACAUCCGGGAGAUUAAAAUGUUUUCAUUGUAAACAUCAAGCUGUCAGAUAGUUGAUUGUCCUCAUUAAAUAUAGGUCUAUCUGGUGAUGUGGGGAAAAAGGAGAUAAAACUGUGCAGCCAUGCCGCUGACGCUGAGUUUAUCCCCGGCCGCUGUGUGUCAGUGCUUCACGCUGGUUUCCCUCUGCACCGCCAUCGCCGACCCGAACUGGAUCCAAGUGCAGAACACGACAGGCACGAACCAGCUCAUUUACGGAGUGGCCUUUACACUACACGCUGCACAGAACCUCUCCAAUACCGCACCGUUGGGUGGAAUGCAUGGACUAGGCAUGGAUUUGCUCUACACGCUCGUUGCUCUGUGCUACAGCGCCGUUCUGCUCUCCAGCUCCUCCUUCUUAACGGACUUCCUCGGUAUCAGGUUCACUCGCCCCAGGCUGGUCAUGUCACUUCACAUCUCCACAGCCAUGAUGUGUGUGGCGGUCCUGGCCGUGAGUGGGACGUGUCUCUGGGUGGUCCAGCAGAACGUGCAGAAAGGGAGAGUGAACUGGGUUUGGAGCACGGCCUCGGCUCCACCCAGCGGACUGAGCACCUCGCCUGGAGAGAGCUUUUACAUCGAGAUACUGGCUCUCGGCUUCUCCUUCAUGGCCGCCGUCCUCAGCUGUCACCGUCCUUCCGAGUCCAUCGUUCCCUCGCAGUUCAACUCGGUGGAGCCCGAGGACGGAGAGACGGAGCGUCUCAUAGCUGGAACGGGACCCGAUGAAGACGAGUGGGGUGACUGAGUAGACUUCACAUACAGCAUCAGACCGUGUGCUUUUAUAUCGGAUAAGAACACUGUGCUGCACACUGCACAAUGCUGACUGCUGGAUAUGUUCAGUAGUUACUUGGCAGUUUACUAAAAUAUGUGCACUGUGUUAGGGUUUUUA